This is a messenger RNA of Ylistrum balloti, 783 nucleotides long. Its product is annotated as seminal vesicle major clotting proteins-like. Lineage: Eukaryota; Metazoa; Mollusca; Bivalvia; Pectinida; Pectinidae. The record is from RefSeq and is a predicted model, not a curated record. Bases 1 to 783 code for a protein of 260 amino acids. The transcript has 3 exons.
AUGCUGCAAGGUCAAGACCUUCCAAAGGGCCUAAUAGAUUUACAAGAUUUACAAGGUCGAGACCUUCCAAAGGGCCUAAUAGAUUUACAAGGUCGAGACCUUCCAAAGGGCCUAAUAGAUUUACAAGGUAGAGACCUUCCAAAGGGCCUAAUAGAUUUACAAGGUCGAGACCUUCCAAAGGGCCUAAUAGAUUUACAACGUCUAGACCUUCCAAAGGGCCUAAUAGAUUUACAAGGUCUAGACCUUCCAAAGGGCCUAAUAGAUUUACAAGGUAGAGACUUUCCAAAGGGCCUAAUAGAUUUACAAGGUCGAGACCUUCCAAAGGGCCUAAUAGAUUUACAAGGUCUAGACCUUCCACAGGGCCUAAUAGAUUUACAAGGUCGAGACCUUCCAAAGGGCCUAAUAGAUUUACAAGGUCGAGACCUUCCAAAGGGCCUAAUAGAUUUACAAGAUUUACAAGGUCGAGACCUUCCAAAGGGCCUAAUAGAUUUACAAGGUCGAGACCUUCCAAAGGGCCUAAUAGAUUUACAACGUCUAGACCUUCCAAAGGGCCUAAUAGAUUUACAAGGUAUAGACCUUCCAAAGGGCCUAAUAGAUUUACAAGGUAGAGACCUUCCAAAGGGCCCAAUAGAUUUACAAGGUCUAGACCUUCCAAAGGGCCUAAUAGAUUUACAAGGUAGAGACCUUCCAAAGGGCCUAAUAGAUUUACAAGGUAGAGACCUUCCAAAGGGCCUAAUAGAUUUACAAGGUCGAGACCUUCCAAAGGGCCUAAUAGAUUUAUAA